Molecule: messenger RNA, 2908 nt
Organism: Gorilla gorilla gorilla (western lowland gorilla)
Lineage: Eukaryota; Metazoa; Chordata; Mammalia; Primates; Hominidae
Gene: ARL6IP4
Product: ARF like GTPase 6 interacting protein 4
Exons: 6
Coding region: 1410-2675 (421 amino acids)
Source: RefSeq, a predicted model, not a curated record
CUGCGGGAGCGCUUCCUGCAGCCGCUGAUGGCCCUGCUGUACCCUGACUGUGGCGGGGGCCGGCUCGACAGCCACCGGGCCUUUGUGGUCAAAUACGCACCGGGCCAGGACCUCGAGCUGGGCUGCCACUAUGAUAAUGCCGAGCUCACCCUCAAUGUAGCCUUGGGCAAGGUCUUCACGGGGGGCGCCCUGUAUUUUGGGGGCCUCUUCCAGGUGAGUGUGUGACCCAUGCGGCAGGGCCUGGGGCAGCUGUGAGUGCCCAGGCCUGAGUCAUGCCAUCUGCAGGCACCCACAGCCCUGACGGAGCCCCUGGAGGUGGAGCACGUGGUGGGCCAGGGUGUCCUCCACCGUGGCGGCCAGCUGCAUGGGGCCCGGCCCUUGGGCACUGGUGAGCGUUGGAACCUUGUCGUCUGGCUCCGAGCCUCUGCUGUGCGCAACAGCCUCUGUCCCAUGUGCUGCCGUGAGCCCGACCUGGUGGACGAUGAGGGCUUCGGUGAUGGCUUCACCCGAGAGGAGCCCGCCACGGUGGAUGUGUGUGUGCUCACCUGAGCUUGCUUGGGCCCAGUGUGGGGGUGGCAGGCAGGUGAGGGCUCCGUUGCCUUGGUCUGGGGGCAGAAAUAAAAUCCCCGCAGCCUACUGCACUUCUUGGCUCAAGGGUGUGCCAGCUUCUGGGUCAUUCUCUGGGCAAAGAUGCUGCCUUAGUUCAGGUUUGUCAGAAGCAGAGUCUGGAAUGGGGCUUCAGCAAGGGAGUCAGGGAAGCAGGGGAGGGGAGGGAGCAGCUGGGCAAGGAAGUGGCUUCAGAGGACGUCCAGCCUUAGCUGGCCCCACGGAGAGCUCCAGGCAGAGCCCACGGUACCACAGUGUGCCCACACCAGUGGUUACUGGCUCCUGGAUGAGGGGGCCAGAGAGGAGUGAAUAACUUCCCAGACACUUAUCUCCAGGGCAGGGUGCCUUCCAGUAGCCAAGGGAAGCCUCCAGAGAGCACAGAUGUGAACCCUCAGCAGCAGGCAUCACCCCCAGUGGACUCGGGUGGGCCACCAGUAGCAUCUUCUAGAUGGCAGAGGGGUGAAUGGCAGGGCCGGGAACCAGGCUGCCCGGGUUCCCAUUCUGCUUCUGCCACUUCCAGCUGUGUGGCUUUAGGUGAGCCUUCACCUUUUGGUGCCUUCGUUUCCUCAUUUAGCACCUACCUCCUAGAGCUGUUUUGGGAGUCAAAUGCGCUGACGUAUAUAAAGUGCUUUGCAAGAUCCCUUUGUGUUUGCGGCUGUCGUUAUUGUGGAAGAGUUGCAACUUGGGGGCCCGAGAUUGGAUGAAGCGCACAGCCACGCUUUGGGUUACACAUUUGAAAGUCAGGGGGCUUCAAUAUUGCAGUCUUGAGUUUGGUCUCCCUGGGAAGGUGGGGCACCAGCCCCAUGCCACGUUGCACGGAUCAGCUGGAGCAGAAUCCCGGCUUCCUUCCGGAUGGGCCUGGGGUCCAUGCCCGCACUCACUGCCAAGAUCUUUCUGGCCCCUAUGGACACGAGUUUGCGACCUCUGAGUCACUGGGUGGGCGCGUCGGAAAGACCAGGGCGCCUCAGUCUGGAGCUCGCAGUCGUAUGGAGAGGGCACGACCAGCCGGGGAGGAGGGCGGCGCGCGCGAGGGUCGCCUUCUUCCCAGGGCACCGGGGGCGUGCGUGCUGCGGGCGUGCGCCGAGAGGGCAGCCUUGGAAGCGGGCGCAGCUUCGGCAGACACAGGCGUGAGGGGCUGCGGAGCUCGAGGGCCGGCGCCCCUGCUUGCCUCUGCGGGAGGUGGGCGCGCCCGGGACGGAACGUGGGGCGUCAGAACGAAAGGCAGCGGCGCCGCGCUUCCCAGCCGGACAGCCUCCCGCGCAGCGCCCCGGCCGGAAGCCUCCUCGCCGCCGCUUCCUCCCGAGAAGGCGCGGGGCGGGCUGUCCGGCCCGCAGGGCGGUCGAGCCCGCGGCGCCAUGGCUCACGUCGGCUCCCGCAAGCGCUCGAGGAGUCGCAGCCGGUCCCGGGGACGGGGGUCGGAAAAGAGAAAGAAGAAGAGCAGGAAGGACGCCUCGAGGAACUGCUCGGCCUCCACAUCCCAAGGUCGCAAGGCCAGCACGGCCCCUGGGGCGGAGGCCUCACCUUCUCCCUGCAUCACAGAGAGAAGCAAGCAGAAGGCCCGGAGGAGACCAAGAUCCAGCUCCUCCUCUUCUUCCUCCAGUUCUUCUAGCUCCUCUUCUUCCUCCUCGUCCUCCUCCUCUUCCUCCAGUGAUGGCCGGAAGAAGCGGGGGAAGUACAAGGACAAGAGGAGGAAGAAGAAGAAGAAGAGGAAGAAGCUGAAGAAGAAGGGCAAGGAGAAGGCGGAAGCACAGCAGGUGGAGGCUCUGCCAGGCCCCUCGCUGGACCAGUGGCACCGAUCAGCUGGGGAGGAAGAGGAUGGCCCAGUCCUGACGGAUGAGCAGAAGUCCCGAAUCCAGGCCAUGAAGCCCAUGACCAAGGAGGAGUGGGAUGCCCGGCAGAGCAUCAUCCGCAAGGUGGUGGACCCCGAGACGGGGCGCACCAGGCUUAUUAAGGGAGAUGGCGAGGUCCUAGAGGAAAUCGUAACCAAAGAACGACACAGAGAGAUCAACAAGCAAGCCACCCGAGGGGACGGCCUGGCCUUCCAGAUGCGAGCUGGGUUGCUUCCCUGAGGGCCCCUGCUGGCCAAGGCCUGUGGACGGCGCUGGCGGCCCGGCCUGGGCAGGUUUCAGGGUGCCAGUGGGAAGCCUGAUGGGUGCUGGUGGCCUUUCCCCCGUGGAUUGGUCUCUGGCCCAGCCCAGUCUCUUCUCAGGGGCAGGGGGUGGAGGUUGGGGUCACCGGCCUGCUUGGCACCCCUAUCUGAAAGAGCAGCACUUCUCAGCUAUUAAAGGCCCCCUGGAUAGAC